Molecule: messenger RNA, 1305 nt
Organism: Talaromyces amestolkiae
Lineage: Eukaryota; Fungi; Ascomycota; Eurotiomycetes; Eurotiales; Trichocomaceae
Exons: 1
Coding region: 1-1305 (434 amino acids)
Source: RefSeq, a predicted model, not a curated record
AUGACUUCUGUCUCCCGGAAUGGGCUCGUCUGGGACGAAAGCGGACUGGACAUCACGCCAGUAUGGAACAGAGAGCUGUCAUUGGAAGCCAUCACAAACGUAUGUCGAGAGAAGCUCCAGGUAGCGGGUUCGGAAAUCUGUGAUGUUUCCUUCUACGCCGCAGGAGCCUUCAACAAGCUCUAUCUAGUCCAGACAAAUCAACGGCAGCUGCUAAUGAGAGUAUCGUUGCCUGUUCACCCACAAACUAAGACCCGGGGUGAAGUCACGACGCUCCGGUUUCUCCGCCGAGAGACAGAUACCCCCGUGCCCGAAGUUAUCGCAUUUGACGACUCAUGCAACAAUCAAAUUGGGUUUGAAUGGAUUCUUAUGGAGUUGAUGCCGGGUGUUUCAGCAUAUAAGAAGUGGCGGACGUUUACCACAUUCCAAAAAGUGGCCCUUGUCCAACGUGUAGCUGAGCUACAAGCACAAAUUUUCCAUCAUACAUUUUCUGGUAUCGGAACUCUGACUGUGGGUGAUGAAGACCAGAACCACCAAGAAGAACAACCAGGAGAGAUGGUUUCGAAGUUUUACUUCUGGGGUAACCAUUUUGAUUAUGACGUUGCCCGUGGACCGUUUCGUUCAACUUAUGAUUGGCUUGCCUCAUAUCUCGAGAUCAUCAUCAAAGAUCAAAUUACGGCCAAAGAAGAAGCUGAAGACGAGGAAGAUGAAGAAGACGCUUCAUUUGCGUUAGCGCUCGCUCAUCGAUUGGCCGAUCUACUUCCUAAAGUAUUCCCUUCGCUCCAGAAUCCACCCGAACGAUCCGUGAUAUGGCACGACGAUAUGUCACUCAGCAACAUUCUAGUCAAUGAGCAAGGUGAGAUAACCGCAUUGCUUGACUGGGAAUGUGUGUCAGCCUUGCCACUGUGGAUGGCUACCGAAGUGCCCAAAUUCUUACAGGGAUCAACGCGGGAGGAAGAACCAAAGCGGCAAGACUAUGCAGAUGAAAGCGAGAACGAGUCCAGCAUGCCUGGAGAUAAUGAAGAUGACGACCUGGAUCAUGAAGGGAAAAAUGAACUGUAUUGGAUUCAUUUGAUGGAGUACGAAAAGACUCAAUUGAGACAACUCUACAAUACCCAAAUGUGCAAAUCACGACCAGGUUGGGAUGCUGAGAUUGAAAAAAACGCAUUAAAGGAGGACUUUGUCGGAGCAGUCUUUCGUUGUGGUCAAGGCUUCUUUCUCAAAAGGAUUGCGCAGUGGAUUGAUGCAAUAGAUAAAGGCCAAUUCCCAAGGUUGAAAGAUGUCCUAGAGACAGGCUUGAGGUUAUAG